CUACAGGCUGAGCACACACUACAAGAAUUGGGGUCUUCUCUUCCAGUCAUUGAUAGAUCGAGGUUUUAGACACGCUUGGAGAUAGAAGAGGAUCUUUGUGGAGAGAUUGUUGCAAUUUAGUAUUAGGAGGCUUAUUGGAGGGAGUUGAAGGUUGUUCGUGGGAAGAAGUUGUCGUCUGACCUUGUCGUUUUGGAAUUGUUGAGUACCCAUGGGCUCUUUGAUGGCAGGAUGGGAUAACAAUCCCUGGAACGAAGAGAAAGUGCUGACUCGAAGCAGGACCUCUUUAACUAAAGAGAAAAUCGAGGAGUAUUGGCGGAAAAGGCAACAAGCUAUGGAGGAGCACUUGAGAGAGGCUUCGGCACAAAAAAGUCCUAAUGAAUCGGGAGCGAUCUCAGGCUUGCCUAAAGAUGAAUCUUUCUUGGAGAAAGUUGGACAUGAAUUUCUAAUCUUUGGAUCACGGAGUGGCGCGAUGUUUUGCAGACUUCCGGGAAGCCUAACAUCGACAUUCCUCAGACUGUAGUCGAGGAAGUGGAGCUGCCCAUGGCAAUGAGUCCAGAUUGGUGGAUGCGUAGCAACUGGGCGUUUCUAAAUUGUCCGCCGGAGAAGGUAGUCGUGAGUAAUCAUAGCACAUAUACAGCUCAGUAUGAAGUUGCAAACAAGCACAAACAGGCAGUAUAGAAGUGGCGGUAGUCUUAUAAAGCAUAUAACUUUUUGAAACGUGUGUCUUAUCUUCUUCGGUAUGUGCACAUAGUUUGAAUUUGAACAGGCUUGUAAGUUGGCUACAAGUUCAAAAACUGUUCGACACAGGGCCCGUGAACUAGAACUAAGAUUGAAUGUAUGAGGUACCUUAUGUCCAUUUUAUGGCAUGGGUUUUGUGCGACAGGCAAGUAGAAGGGCAUCAAUUGCAUUGUGAGGUGAGUUUGUACAUAAGUAGGUGGUAACCACGGAUUUUGGCGAGGUUGAUGACCACAUUUAUACAUAGCGUGCCAAGACUUAGAAUGCCAGGACCUGUAACAGUAUUUAUGAUCAUGUGAAAUAUUAUACCAUGUGCAAUAUUAUACCAUGUGAGAGAGUUAUGAAAAAUAGCUACCGAGGAAAACCUGUUCGGUAGUAUAUGACUUUAUUGCGUUACA
Messenger RNA from Physcomitrium patens, 1133 nucleotides. The record is from RefSeq and is a predicted model, not a curated record. NCBI's taxonomy places the organism in Eukaryota, Viridiplantae, Streptophyta, Bryopsida, Funariales, Funariaceae.